UCCUGUGACGACAUCACCGGCCCCUUAGCAAGUCAACUGCUGAGAGCUCGGCUCACACACACACACAGAGACAUCGUCACUCACGCGCACACACACAGUCACAAAUAAGCCUACGCACACAGCCCGCUACACUAUUCGUUGCUGCUGUAAAUCAUGGAGGCUGCCUCCAUGUUAAACAGUUCGCCUAGAGACGAGUAGCUAACGCGCAGUGAGAGAGCUAACGUAAGCUUAGCGACCAACUGUCAGUCAACCAUGGAGGAUAUCUCAGCCGAGACCGACCCCUAUCUCCCUUACGACGGGGGAGGGGAUACCAUUCCCCUGCAGGAGCUGCCUAAAAGAGGAAUGCUUAGCUGGGCUGGAUGAAGCAGUGACCGAGGAGUAGCAAUGUGUGCCACUGCCUCCACCUUUUAGUCUGUUGACUUUAAAUGUUUGUGUGUUCAAGAGAGAGACACGUGUUUGUUGUGUGUGGGAACACCUCUAUAGCAGCCUCCAGAUGUUGGUCUCAGUGUGGUGCUGAUCCAUUUAACAUAAAACAGUGUUUGAAUACUUUUUUAUUUUUUUAUUUUAUUUUUAUGAAUUACUAACAGCACCUGAUUUUAAACACAUUUUGUCAAGGGAUCAGUGGAAAAAGUUUGCGUGUUUAAUACAAUACAAUGUAUUGUUGAUAUACAGUUGAUGUUCUUAACCCAAGGCUUUAUGGGCCUGGGAGGCUACCAGGGAUAUAGGUAUCCACAGUAGGCUUACUCCAACAAUUAUACAUUUUUCAUCGCAAUACAUAGUGUAAUCCCAUUUUAUUGUUAUUAAACUGCAAAGUUUUCUCUGUAAAUUGUCAGGAUAAUUAGCUUGAAAAAUGAAAGAUUCUCUACGAUGCCUAAAUGUUCCUUCCCAGGGCCCGAGACUUGGUUCAUCCAGCCAUGCACUGCACAAGUCCUGGUAAAACUCUGUAUGCUAUUUUGAUAUCACUUGAGUUGUGUUCUGAUUAUGAGGGAGUCCCCGAUUUACAUUUAGUAUAAAAAAAAAAAGAGGUUCCGGAGAACAAAACACUAACUCACACUAACACUAACUCACACUAACACUAACUCACACUAACACUAACUCACACUAACACUAACUCACACUAACACUAACUCACACUAACACUAACUCACACUAACAUCUAUAAAGUAUCUGCUAUCCUCCUUAUUACCUGAACAAAACCUUUACAUUCUCAACAUGAUUCAAUGUUGUGUGGAUAUAUCCUUUUUUUCACAGUUAACUAAUAUAUUGUGCUAUCUUCCCUUAGGCCUUAGCCGUUAAUGGCCCACCGCUUAAUAAUAUCCUUGCCUUCAAUAUAGUGCUGAGCAAUUAGUGCUUUUUGAGGUUGUUUCAGUGUGAUUCUAAAUAAAUAAUCACUUACAUUUAUCUUUUAAAUAAACUGUGCAUUAUGUGGGUUGAAUGCUAUGUAAGCGCAGAAUAAAACCAUUAAUUCAAAAAUUGUAGUGGCUGCCCAUUACUGCUUUAACAUAAUUUAUUCACAUUACUUUAAUACAAUAUGUGUUUACUUUGAUGACUUGAUUUCAUUCCAAGUCAUCAUCUCAUCUCUAUAGAGCUGUUGCCUGUGCUGUCUGACAAAAUCACUAUUUCAGUAGUUCUUCAAAGUAAAUAAGGCAUACUAUUAUGACUGCUGAAUACCAACUAUCAAUCACUUAGAUCAUGUAUUUUCAGAUGACAAUACCUCUCGAAGCAGCUGCUUUCUAUCCCUCUAGAUUGAGAGAAGAAACACACAGUGUCUGUGUCUGCUCCACACCCAUUCUUAUUAUAGCUCAGUGCUCCACACAGACCGGACAAGUAUGCGGGCGCACAAUGGGUUGUGGUAAUUGUAGUUGCCACGUUUUCUGCGCUAAACUAUCGAGAAUAUUGGCCUGUUGGCAACUACAGCUCUCUACUACAUCGCACAGUUCAGGCUUGAUCUGAUUUAUCUCUACAGAAACUGCAUUGAGCUCACAGCAACAAAAAAAAGGAACGAAAUGGAAUUCAAAUACUUUACCCAAAGUUGGUCAAUUAGUUGUUUACAAAACUAAAAAUAACCUACAUUUCGAUUAAUUGCUCAACUUAAACUUAACCUACCACAUCACUGAUUAUCUCAAAAGAGAGAAACUACUUAACAGAUAAUGGUUUGUGUUGGUGUAGUCCUUGUUCAUUACUUUCCCUUGCUGAAUGAAAUACACUGGCAAAGGAUUCUCUCUCUCAUUCCCCCUCUCUCGCUCCCUCAUUUUUUUCUUCUCUCUAGUCUGUUAUGAGGUAGGCCUUUCGUUCGCGUUUCCUUACUAGCCUCGUGCAGUCCAGGGUUAGUUGCAGCCUGCUGUUCUCCAACCCCAGUCAGUCCAGCUGCUGAGCUGAGCCUCCUUGAUCUGCUUUGCUGGAGUAAUGCUGGAGUAGCCUGAUGCUGGAGUAGCCUGAUGCUGGAGUAAUGCUGGAGUAGCCUGAUGCUGGAGUAAUGCUGGAGUAGCCUGAUGCUGCAGUAGACAGGUACUGGAGUAGUGGUGGAGUAUACUGAUGCUGGAGUAAUCUGAAACUGGAGUAGUGCCUAUGUGCACUAAACCCUGACACUGAAUGGUCUCACUUUAGGCAUGUAACUGAACACACAAAGUGUGUGUGUGUGUGUGUUCUGACCUCAUUGAUCAGUGUUGCUGUUGUGGUUGAAAUCAGUCCCUUGUAGGAUUCUGUUUCCAUCAUUCAGCUGGAUGCUGUGUGUUAGCCUACACAGGUCGGUGAAAUCAAAACAUGAGGUUCCUGCUGCACUGCAGGACCAGGACCAAAUCUCCCCCCUGUGGAUUUCACUCACAAAUCAGGAUCUAACUACGUCAUGUCUAACGGGGGAGGGGUGCUGAGCAGCACCAACCACCUGCUGGACUUCCUGGAGGAGCCCAUUCCGGGGGUUGGCACCUACGACGACUUCCACACCAUCGACUGGGUCCGGGAGAAGUGCAAGGACCGGGAACGCCACCGCAAGAUCAACGCUAAGAAGAAGGAGUCUGCGUGGGAGUUCACCAAGAGCCUGUAUGAUGCCUGGUCUGGAUGGCUGGUAGUGACGCUGACAGGACUGGCCUCAGGUGCCCUGGCGGGUCUGAUCGACAUCUCUGCUGAUUGGCUGAACGACAUCAAGGAGGGGGUGUGUCUGAAUGCCAUGUGGUUUAAUCACGAGCAGUGCUGCUGGGGCUCCAACGAGACCACUUUCGCUGAGAGGGACAAGUGUCCUCAGUGGAAGAGCUGGGCGGGGCUCAUCCUGGGCCAGGAAGAGGGUCCUGGUUCCUACAUCAUGAACUACUUCAUGUACAUCUACUGGGCUUUGUCCUUUGCCUUGCUGGCUGUGUUACUGGUUAAGGUGUUCGCCCCCUACGCCUGUGGCUCAGGCAUACCUGAGAUAAAGACCAUCCUGAGUGGGUUCAUCAUCCGGGGUUACCUGGGGAAGUGGACCCUGCUGAUCAAGACGGUGACCCUGGUGCUGGCUGUAGCGUCUGGGCUGAGCCUGGGGAAAGAGGGACCCCUGGUCCAUGUGGCCUGCUGCUGUGGAAACAUUUUCUCAUACCUCUUCCCCAAGUACAGCAAGAACGAGGCCAAGAAGAGAGAGGUCCUAUCUGCAGCAUCAGCGGCUGGGGUGUCUGUGGCUUUUGGUGCUCCCAUAGGAGGAGUACUCUUCAGCUUGGAGGAGGUGAGCUACUACUUCCCUCUGAAGACUCUGUGGCGCUCCUUCUUCGCUGCGCUAGUGGCAGCCUUCGUCCUCCGCUCCAUCAACCCGUUUGGCAACAGCCGUCUGGUCCUAUUCUAUGUGGAGUACCACACCCCCUGGUACCUGUUUGAGCUUAUCCCCUUCAUCCUGCUGGGGGUGUUUGGAGGCCUCUGGGGGGCCUUCUUCAUCAAGGCCAACAUCGCCUGGUGCCGAAGGAGGAAGUCCACCCGCUUCGGGAAAUACCCCGUCCUGGAGGUCAUCUUCGUGGCAGCCAUUACCGCCGUGGUGGCGUUCCCCAACCCCUACACGCGACAGAACACCAGCGAGCUGAUUAAAGAGUUGUUCACUGACUGUGGGCCGCUGGAGUCGUCCCAGCUGUGCCAGUACAGGAGUCAGAUGAAUGGGAGUAAGGCGUUUGUGGAUGCGUCGCCUAACAAGUCGGCGGGGCCCGGGGUGUACACAGCCAUGUGGCAGCUGUGCCUGGCGCUCGUCUUCAAGAUCAUCAUGACAAUAUUCACCUUCGGACUCAAGGUUCCGGCAGGCCUAUUCAUCCCCAGUAUGGCCAUCGGGGCGAUCGCCGGGCGGAUUGUUGGCAUCGCCGUGGAGCAGCUGGCGUACUACCACCAUGACUGGUUAGUGUUCAGGGAGUGGUGCGAGGUAGGCACCGACUGCAUCACCCCGGGACUCUAUGCCAUGGUGGGGGCCGCUGCAUGUCUGGGUGGUGUGACGAGGAUGACCGUGUCUCUCGUGGUUAUUGUGUUUGAGCUGACUGGCGGUCUGGAAUACAUUGUGCCCCUCAUGGCGGCCGUCAUGACCAGCAAGUGGGUGGGCGACGCCUUUGGGCGUGAGGGCAUCUACGAGUCACACAUCCGCCUCAACGGGUAUCCUUUCCUGGACGCCAAGUCAGAGUUCACACAUACCACACUGGCGCGGGAGGUGAUGCGCCCGCAGCGUAGUGAUCCGCCGUUAGCGGUGCUGACACAGGACGACCUGACGGUGGAGGAACUCCAGGUGAUCAUCAACGAGACCAGCUACAAUGGCUUCCCUGUCAUUGUCUCCAAGGAGUCACAGAGACUGGUGGGCUUCACCCUGCGCAGGGACAUCACCAUCGCUAUAGAAAACGCACGGCGAAAGCAGGAGGGUAUCCUGCUGACCUCGCGGGUCUACUUCACGCAGCACGCCCCCACCCUGCCCGCCGACAGCCCGCGGCCCCUCAAGCUGCGCUCCAUCUUGGACAUGAGCCCCUUCACCGUCACUGACCACACGCCCAUGGAGAUAGUGGUGGACAUCUUCCGCAAGCUGGGACUUCGCCAGUGUCUGGUGACACACAACGGGAUUGUAUUGGGCAUCAUCACUAAGAAGAAUAUAUUAGCGCAUCUGGAGGAGCUCAAGGAACACACGGAGCCCCUGGCGUCUCCUUGGUAUUAUCACAAAAAAAGAUAUCCUUCGUCAUAUGGCCCAGUUGACCAACCAAGACCCCGACAACAUAAUGUUCAACUAGUCACCUCCUUCCCAGGUCGUCACGAUGAUGAGGAGGAGGUGGUGCACCUACUGGAGGGUCGAGGCUCCUUUCUAUGACAAACAGCCCCCCCCCCCAUGGAACCCUGUCCCUAACCAUAGUGACUGAGAGCAUUAGUGACUAGGGACCCUCCCACAGAGCCCUAGUGGCCACAGGAAGGAUGAGACAGACAGAUUAAAGGGAUAUUAAAUGGCUGUUUUUGAAGGAUGUUCCGGCCACAAAGUCGCAGCUACUACGGACUGGGACAUAUAUACCCAAGGAACACCCUUUUAACACACACACAUACAGGAGCUCACACUCACUCAUACAAACACAGAUGCCAGACAAGAGCACACACUUGACCAAUUUGACCUACACACACACACGCACGCACACACACCCUUCAUGCUCCUCCACCCAUGUCCUAUUCCUAUUGGUUUAUACUAGCAGACAUUGCUGUGAGCCUGAUGCCUGGCUGCCAGGGUGAGACGUCAGAAUGAUCCUCUAGGACACAAGGAGGGACCUUCAGACACGCUGAUUGGCUGUCUGUCAGAUGCCCUGCCAGGCUCCGACCCCACUGUGUCCCUCCCUCACACCCCGUCCAUCCUCAAAAUAAUUGUUUACCUGGGAACUGUGUGUGAGAGCAAUCAAGAGUGCUUGUGUGUGUGUCACGAGCACCUCAACAUUCCAUUCAGGUUGUUAUAGUAACCCCCUAAAGACAACCCUUGAUAUUAGACUGGGCCUCGAUCCAAGGGAGAUUUGCUUUAAUGUGAGAGAGGGAGAGAGAGCUAGAGGGUUGUCAAGGAUACAAGCAGGAUGUACUGUAGUAGUUAGUUCAUGUCUGAGUGUAUGGAUGUGUGUUGUAGUUCAGUAUGUGAAAACAGAUGCAGUGUUGUACAGAAGAGUCUGAUACUCAUCAGUUACUCCCUGUUGAACUAAAGAACUGUGUGAGCAUGUCCCAUUGGGAUGGAGACCUAGCAACACUCCGACAGUGAAGGUGGGAAGAGUUUGUAGAAGAAAAUAUUAAAAGGUUGAGUUACUCUAACUGGAGAUACGUUUGUUUUUUUUACUAUUGCUACUACUUUUAGUAUUGAUAUCUACAUAAUCAAGUAACGAGACAAAGUCCAGACUGGAGAACUGCACUUUUUCUUUCCAAGUGAACAACAUAAAUGAUGAUGUCGAUGGUAAUACUGCACAGUAACCGUGUCUUGAAGAUUUUACUUUGCUUAAUUAAGCUGUUUCAUGGUGUGAGAAAUGUAUCUUUCAAGGCUCCUCUGCCCAGUUGUCAACAAGAACAAUUCAACAUACUUUUCUUUGCAUGUCAGUUUUAACCAAUAUAAACCAUUUUAAAUCGA
Messenger RNA from Oncorhynchus kisutch (coho salmon), 6562 nucleotides. RefSeq names its product H(+)/Cl(-) exchange transporter 3. The transcript is spliced from 15 exons. Gene Ontology annotation, molecular function: chloride:proton antiporter activity; voltage-gated chloride channel activity. NCBI's taxonomy places the organism in Eukaryota, Metazoa, Chordata, Actinopteri, Salmoniformes, Salmonidae. The record is from RefSeq and is a predicted model, not a curated record. Gene Ontology annotation, cellular component: Golgi apparatus; early endosome; plasma membrane. The coding region runs from base 2846 to 5287 and encodes 813 amino acids. Gene Ontology annotation, biological process: chloride transport; transmembrane transport.